GGUUACGGAAGGGAAAUUUAGGUCGGACGUUGAUCUGCAAAAUGUAAAACCUUUUGAUCAGAGUACCUUGUAAAAAAUGGACGACACUGGAAAUUUAGAAGUCAGGUGGAUACAAGGCUUUACAAACACAAAUAUUGAAUUUAUCGACAACACAACAGUGUGUUAUGUGUGUGGGAAUUUCAUCUGUUUCCUGAACCUGGAGACAAAAAUAAAAACUUUGUUUCAGUGUCCUGGCAGAGGUAUUGGGGCCUUCACAGCCAACAGCCAUAAUGGGAUUUUUGCCUUGUCUGAACACAAUGUAAAUCCCUCUAUAUUUAUAUACAUCUUCCCUGAGCUUGAGUUGAAGAAUGAACUAAAAGGAACCACACAACUAGACUACACGUCUUUGGCAUUGAGUAAUGCUGGUCCUUAUUUGACCUGCUGUUCCACUGUUCCAGACAACAUUAUAACAGUUUGGAACUGGGAAGAUGCUGAAAUACUUUGUACACAUGCACAAACUGAGAAGGAUGUCAUUUCUUUGACAUUCAACCCCAUGAACUGGCUCCAAAUGUGUAGUUUGGGGGCUACAUCCAUCACUGUCUGGGAUAUACAGAAGAGUGCCAGUUUUCAUAUGCUGAAGCCAAGUGUAAUAGAGUUGCCAGCAACUGAUGGCUCCUUUGUUCAGAGGUCAGAUACACCGUCUUAUGCUGUCAGUGACAGAUUCACAUAUUUUGGACCUGAGAUGCCACCAUCUGCCAUUUCUGGAGUGACGGGAGACAAAUCAGAAAGCAUUGUGACCAAACUGUGCAGUAAAUCCAGACUAACACCUGCUGCCUUCUGCUGGACAGCUACAUCAUUGCUGUAUGUGGGCUGUGUGGAAGGAUUUCUGCUGCUGGUUGACCUGGAGAACCUUUCUGUGUCAGUUGUCUUCAACCCUGCAACUCCAGAUGCCAUCACUGAACUGAAACAGAACAACUUCCUGAGUUUAGUGUUGAACAGGAAUGGCUUGAUUGCUGUGGGACAGGGGAAGCUAAUGCACUGCCUGAAAGUCAAAGGAAAUCAGAUUGAAAUCACACAAACUUGGGAAUUAGAAACACCUGUCACUGCUGUCAAGUGUUCCCCUGACCAUGAAACCUUACUUUUAUCUUCAAAUAUGGGGCAGCUGCAUGUGCUGAAUCCAGCAUGGUCAGAAAAGAUGCUGAAGGUCAUCGAUGUUCUCAGCGGCAACUUUGUGGUGGCUGUGUUUUCACACAGCAGCAAGAGCAUUUGUGUGACCGUGAGGGACUCUGGAAUUUUGCAGCUGUGGUCUGCAGAAGGCUUCCACCUCAGCUCACUUUCCCUUCAAGCUAAGGUGACAAGUUUGGCUUGCUGUCCUAUUGCGCAGUACUCAGCUGUCGGAACGGCAUCAGGUGAUGUCCUUUUUAUUGACCUGAACAAUGAGCAGCAUCCACGACUGGUACACCAGGUUCAUCUCUAUCACACAUCUGUGGAUCACUUGGUGUUUGACCAGGAGGGACACUUCCUUCUGACUGGCAGCUCAGAUUCACAUGUCUACGUAAUCAAUGCAAAGCCAUCAAAGAGAUUUUCAGUCAUAGGAUACACAGUUGUUCCUGGCCCUCCAUUGUCCAUUUCCACUCAGUACAUCAGGGACAGUGAGCAGGUUAUAGUUCUUGCACUGUGCUCAUCACAGAAAGGCAGAACACAUGAUGGAGGUCUGCUGACAUCUCUCACGCUGUCUGCCAGAGGGCUUGCAGGUCCAGAUUGUGUGGACAAACAUGGCUAUCUGUCUAAUCACAUCCUGAAGGUUUCCAGAUAUGAGGUUGCUCAUCCGCUGACGUCCUGUGUUCUGGGGAUUGGAGAGUGCUUUGGUUACUGCCACAGAAGGAAAAUUAUUCAGCGGUUCCAACUUCCUCAGGACCCAGACGAUCACCCCAGCGAACAGGUGGUCAUGCUGAAACCAGAUCAGGAGGUCAGGGGUCACCCUCUUGGUCCCGCUUCUCUCAUGCUGUCUCCUCACCACUUAUGGUUGGCAUCUAUUGGCCAAGAUGGGCUGCUACGCAUCACAGACACAGCUUCAAUGGAGCAGUACUUAGAAAUACAGUGUCACUCAUAUCGUCUUGGGGGAAUUCAGAGCGUGUCUUUCUCCGCAGACAGUCAGACGCUCCUUACUACUGGAUUUAAUGACGGUUCUCUUCUGUGCACUCGUCUCAGAAUCAGAAGUUCAGAUGUUGGUGAUACGAGUAAAGCUACUCUGUAUCGUCAGUCCAUGUUUAAGGAUUUGGAGGGCGUAUUUACCAAAGAGAACUCCGUCCUCACUGAGCUACCUGAGUUGACCGAAAGGUCUCCGCCUCCUCCUGGUGCUGAAAAUCAACAGCAAAACAAGGCCUGUGAUAGAACAGAGAUGAUGGAUAUGAUAGAACAGGAUGAGAGUUAUAUCAGCCUGGUGUCUGCUACACCAUCACAACCCACCUGGAUAGAAAGCAGACAAGAGGAGGUUGUGAAAGCUGACAAUCAGCAAUAUUCAGAGAUAAAGAAAAACCUGAGGAGAGGCAUCGAGGAGCUACGUGACACUAUUAAGACCAUGAUGCAGGAAAAUGAGAAACUCCCAGAUAAUGAGCGUCUGGAACUAUUCGAGUUCAACCUGGAUGUUGAGGAGCAGAGGAGACUGGAUGCCAUGGUGGAGCAAGAGGUUACCAGGGUGAGAAAGGAAAUUGAGUGGGAGAAUCUCACAAAAUGUUAUCUCCGUGAUGUCAUAAAGAGAGAAUUCUGGGACUCUAUGAAAGUCAACAGCAAAUCUGUCAAAGCCUUCCACUCUGAACACGAAGUGAGGAACUACCCCAUGAAAGAGCGAUCUGAAGAAGAGUUGGAGGAACUUCACAGAGUUGAAAAUAUGAGGAGGAUUGAAAUGGCUGCCUGUGCUAACUGGCUCAAGAAAAGAGCCAAGCCGUCCACAGCUAAGGAAGAAGAUGAGGGUGGAGAAGGUCAAGAAGAUGAGAGUCUCCGUCUAAUGGGAACUUCCUGUGCUCAGUUAGGAAAUUCCCUUAUCUAUGAUCAGUUCAGCGUGCAAACCACAGAACAGAAGAUCAAUCAGAUAGUCCUGCUUCAGGAUGUGAUUUAUCAAGUGAAGGUGGCCUUCAAUGCUGAAUUUGAUGCCUUGCACAGACAGAAAGUGCUGGAGCUUGGUCGCCUGAAGGACAGAAACAGGCGAAUCAGGGACAUCAUGGUGGAGUUGGAUAUAAGUGAGGAGCUGUGGGAGCCCGACUUGACGGACAGCGAGCAGCCAGAGAGGCUCCUCAGUGUCCACAACUCUGAGAUAACGGUGGAGAAGUACCUCACCCCAGAGCAGAGGGAGGAGGAGGAAAGGAAGAGGCUGAAAGAGCAGAGACGUCUGGCUGCCAAGGAAAUACCACUGCUUGAGUUUGCUUUGGCCAAACCUAGUGUACACUGGACAGAAGAGGAGAAAAAAGCCCACAAAGAGUAUCAAAAGAAAAAGAAAGCGCUGAGUGAGGAGCAGGAGGAAUAUAGAAAGCUGGUGGUCAAUGAAAUGGACAAACUGAAGGUGUCCAACAAAGAUGCGACAGAGAAGUUUGAUGAAUCGUUGAUGAAGCUGUUUGAUAAAAAAAUGAAGUGUGAAAUGACAAUACAUCAGGAACAACUGAAGGUGGCCUCCCUUCUUUACUCCAUCCUCAUGGAAGAAGAGGUUAAAAAUCGAGAGCUGGAGCUCAAGCUGAAACUUGACAAAAUGCUGACACACAAAGAUGAACUUGAGAAAGAAAUAAAGAAACAUGAAGAUGAUGUACGACUGUUUCAUGAGAGCUAUGACGUGUUUGUAGCUGAUGACAAAUUUUUAGAUAGAGAUUUCAAGAAAGUCUUCUCUGAUAUGCCUGACCACAUUGUUAACCAGCUCUAUAAGCUGUACAAGCGCAGACCCAGGGUUCAGAAAAUGAAGACCCAGGCUACUGACAACAACCCCAACAUUUUCAAAUACCAGCACCUUAGUGAUUCGUUGGCUGCUGACGGUUUGCCUAAAAUGCUGAAGGCCAUGGAAGAGCUGGAUGCUCCAGAGAACAAGCCAGAAGGCAUUCAGCCAGUGAUCUGGGAGAGGCUGUGCAUCAUCCGUAGGGAAAAAGUUGAGCGAGAGCAUCAGAUUAAAGUAAAUGCUUUGAAUCUUGCUGAGAUGCAGGCCUUCCUGCAGCAGAGACGUGCUGAAGAAGCGGCUGCUGAACACCAAAUCAAAAACAUCAUAAAUGAACUUGAUAAUCUGCAUAAGGAGAAGACCUGUUUCCUGAAGAACAUUAUGGUUCAGGUGCUCAUCAAGCAGGGCCAGGUGGAGGUGACUCCAUCAGGCCUAGCUCCUGACUACUCUGACUCCGUGCUCGUCCACAGGAGUGUGGUGGAGGACCUCAACAAAACUGUCAGGACGCUUGGAGAGCAGAAAAUCGCCAGCAUGGUGAAGCGCAAGAACUUCCGUAAAGGUAUCAUCCAGUGGGAGUGGGAACACAGAAAGUUGAGGAUGCAGAUAGAGGACCUCCGAACCAAAGCUAGGGACAUCCAGAAGUUGCGAAUCUCUGAGGACCAACAAGAAUAUCUCAGGAAGACAGAUCGUAAGAGUCGUGUGACCCAGCAGUUAGUCACUUUAGAGAAAACUAUAGAAUUCCAGCAAAAGAUUCAUCAAAAGAAUGUGGAGCAACGCCAGAGAAAGAUUGCAGUGCUAAAGCAGAAGACUGCAAAGAAAGCUGAGCAAAAUGCGGUUUUUGACCAGCAGAAGCUGCCCAAUAUGCAAUUGGCUGUGGCUGAGAGGAGACAUAUCUGUGAAAUGUUCGCUGCAGAGAGCGACCAUGAAACAAAAACAGACGCACGCUUCAAGGAAAUUGUUCAGAAUAGGAAACUGAAGGAUUUGGCCCGAACACUGGAGGAGGAGCUGACUUUCCUCCGUGCAGAGGUGGGCCGGUUGCAGAGGAGGAACUUUCCUACAUUUGAUAUGUUCAAGGACAACUAAGUAAAGCUUUUCAACAUGGCCUUUAUUCACACAAGUAGACCAGAAAUGCAUGAAAUUUACAACAACAAAAAAAUAACAUGAAAUAACAAUGGAACAGCAAGAACAAAUAAAAAAAACACUUGAACCUCUGAAUACCGUGU
Messenger RNA from Thalassophryne amazonica, 5118 nucleotides. It is a transcript of the gene cfap43, whose product is annotated as cilia and flagella associated protein 43. The transcript has 37 exons. Gene Ontology annotation, molecular function: protein binding. Gene Ontology annotation, cellular component: axoneme. Gene Ontology annotation, biological process: cilium assembly; sperm axoneme assembly. Lineage: Eukaryota; Metazoa; Chordata; Actinopteri; Batrachoidiformes; Batrachoididae. Bases 77 to 4978 code for a protein of 1633 amino acids. The record is from RefSeq and is a predicted model, not a curated record.